GGCGGUCGGUCGUUGUUGGGUCGGUGGAAUCAAACAUGGCGCCGAGCGAAUACGAACAGUGAUCGUCGUCGUCAUAGGUGUUGCUCCGUGGUCGUUGGUUCAUUGAACAAAUUGUCGGUGUUUUGUACAUUGUUCUAACGAGCAUCAGCAACGGGCUGCGGCGUUAUUGUCGAAGAAACUAGCUUUUAGCCGCACGACGACGCACAAAGCCUCCUAUAACUACCGAGGCUUGUGGCGUGUGUGUGUGUAUAAUUUCGAGAGCCGUAGGCCAGCAGCAGCGGAGCUUGUGCCGUGCUGCUACUAUUGGUGCUGGCGGUGGUGGUCGGUGGUGGUGUAAACGAACACCAGGGUGCAAAUUAGUGAACUUCAUCUAAAUUGAGCCACAAUGAGUGACGGCGACCGUCUGAACGUAGACUCGAUUUUGGCCCGACUCCUCGAGGUCAGAGGCACCAAGCCUGGCAAGAACGUCCAGCUGUCCGAGGCCGAGGUUCGUGGACUCUGCCUCCGCUCGCGAGAGGUAUUCUUGUCGCAGCCAAUUCUGCUCGAACUCGAAGCUCCUCUGAAGAUCUGCGGCGACGUACACGGCCAAUAUUACGACCUCUUGAGGCUCUUCGAAUAUGGAGGCUUCCCUCCAGAGUCCAACUAUCUGUUUCUCGGAGACUACGUUGAUCGUGGAAAGCACAGUCUUGAGGUGAUUUGUCUUCUCCUGGCGUACAAAAUCAAGUACCCAGAAAACUUCUUCCUCCUGCGAGGAAACCACGAGUGCGCCUCAAUCAACCGUAUCUACGGAUUCUACGACGAGUGCAAGAGGAGAUACAACGUCAAGCUGUGGAAAACAUUCACGGACUGCUUCAACUGCUUACCAGUGGCAGCGAUUGUUGAUGAGAAGAUUUUCUGCUGCCAUGGAGGUCUUUCCCCCGAUCUGCAAAGCAUGGAGCAGAUCCGCCGAAUUAUGAGACCCACCGAUGUGCCUGAUCAAGGCCUGCUUUGCGACCUGCUAUGGUCGGAUCCAGACAAGGAUAUCAUGGGCUGGGGUGAAAACGACCGAGGCGUGUCAUUCACAUUCGGUUCAGACGUCGUAGCCAAAUUCCUGCACAAACAGGAUCUCGAUCUUGUGUGCCGAGCUCACCAAGUGGUAGAGGACGGUUACGAAUUCUUCGCCAAACGUCAACUGGUCACCCUGUUCUCAGCGCCGAACUACUGCGGAGAAUUCGACAAUGCUGGGGCCAUGAUGAGUGUGGACGAAACGCUGAUGUGCUCCUUCCAGAUCCUCAAGCCGGCAGACAAAAAGAAAUUCUCAUUGGCCGGCUCGGCAAACAACAAGCCAGCUCCCGGAAGAAAAUAGGAAACUUACCAAGACACUUCUGCAAGUAGGCUUGAAAUGAUUCCAAGUGAUGCGUGCAGUCGUGCAGGGGAUCAUCGUGAUGCCAUCAUCAUCAGCUUGAACGAAAAAGGGGACUGAGAAAUUAUCGUUUUAUUUCGAUCCAACACGAGGAAGGAAACAAAAACCAGAAUAGCAGCUGCGACAACAACAAUAUGGAGCGAGAAUGGUAAACAAGCAUAAAACGGCGUCGGAAUCGGAAUUGAAUGAACGGACGUUUAAUUUAGUUCUAUUACCUCCCUUUGUCUCGGGACUGCGAUAGCUUACAAAGUCAUGAUUCCCCCCUCAAAUACGAACGCUUUGUUGGUUGAACGGUCGUUUGAAUGAUGAUUGAUUGGUUGGUUGACUGUUUGCCUAAUUUCUCUUUUUUCCUUUGUCAUCCAAACUUUGAUACACACGUGCGGAAUAAACGAAGCGGCAUUCAUCGCAUGAAGCAGACGAAACUAAAAAAGAAUGGAUCAUCCAAUUUUCCGUAGACCGUCGCUGAGGGAUUCGACGAGAACACGUCAACGGAGUUUACAAUAGACAGGGAUGUAGGACCGGAGGAAAAAAUUGAAAUACAAGGCAGAAUCAGGCGAGAGCGCCGAACCCGGGGUUUCGGGUGGUUGGGAAAAUAGGAAAUAUGUUGAGAAAUGAACACCUACCUAUAUUAUCAAACAUCCGAAAAGACAGUUGUUUCACCUUUUAUCGCACACCAGAAGCAGCAGAGCAGACCAUUGAGAAAAUGUGGGACAACAGAGGUGGAAAUAAAUUUUCAUUCUGAACACCGGAA
Molecule: messenger RNA, 2153 nt
Organism: Galendromus occidentalis (western predatory mite)
Lineage: Eukaryota; Metazoa; Arthropoda; Arachnida; Mesostigmata; Phytoseiidae
Product: serine/threonine-protein phosphatase alpha-2 isoform
Exons: 4
Coding region: 386-1345 (319 amino acids)
Cellular component (GO): nucleus; cytoplasm
Molecular function (GO): protein serine/threonine phosphatase activity
Source: RefSeq, a predicted model, not a curated record